Molecule: messenger RNA, 1557 nt
Organism: Sinocyclocheilus rhinocerous
Lineage: Eukaryota; Metazoa; Chordata; Actinopteri; Cypriniformes; Cyprinidae
Product: solute carrier family 2, facilitated glucose transporter member 1-like
Exons: 9
Coding region: 15-1445 (476 amino acids)
Biological process (GO): response to insulin; dehydroascorbic acid transport
Cellular component (GO): plasma membrane; basolateral plasma membrane; apical plasma membrane
Molecular function (GO): D-glucose transmembrane transporter activity
Source: RefSeq, a predicted model, not a curated record
UGACGCUUCAGCUGAUGAUGGCUGUUGGGACUGCUGUGAUCGGCUCCUUGCAGUUUGGCUACAACACAGGAGUCAUCAAUGCCCCUCAGAAGACCAUCGAGGCUUUCUACAAUGAGACGUGGUAUAAGAGGUACUCGGAGUACAUACCGUCGACCACUCUAACUACACUCUGGUCCGUAUCAGUGGCCAUAUUUUCUGUCGGUGGCAUUUUCGGCUCCUUCUCAGUUGGGCUCUUUCUAAACCGCUUUGGCAGGAGGAACUCAAUGCUCAUUGUUAAUGUUCUGGCCUUCAUCGCUGCUGCUUUAAUGGGCUUUUCCAAGCUGGCUGAAUCCUGGGAGAUGCUUAUUAUCGGACGCUUCAUUGUAGGCCUUUACUCUGGCCUGUCCACAGGCUUUGUACCAAUGUAUGUAGGAGAAAUCGCCCCAACUUCAUUACGUGGGGCACUGGGCACACUUCAUCAGCUUGGCAUUGUCAUUGGCAUCCUCAUAGCACAGAUCUUUGGUAUUAAAGAAAUCAUGGGGACCCCUACAAUGUGGCCCUUCCUACUUGGCUUUACUUUCAUCCCAGCCAUAGUCCAGUGUGCCCUGCUGCCCUUCUGCCCCGAGAGCCCGCGCUACCUUCUCAUCAACCAGAACGAGGAGGCCAAAGCUAAGAGUGUGCUGAAGAAGCUCCGUGGCACUGAAGAUGUGGCUGCAGACAUGCAGGAGAUGAGGGACGAGAGCAGGCAGAUGAUGAGGGAGAAGAAGGUCACCAUCCCUGAGCUCUUCCGCUCAUCGCUCUACCGCCAGCCCAUCUUCAUUGCCAUCAUGCUGCAGCUCUCCCAGCAGUUCUCCGGUAUAAAUGCUGUUUUUUAUUACUCCACUGGUAUAUUUGAGAAAGCAGGAGUGUCUGAGCCGGUCUAUGCCACCAUUGGUGCUGGAGUUGUGAACACAGCAUUCACAGUUGUGUCGCUGUUCAUAGUGGAGCGAGCUGGUCGAAGAUCAUUACAUCUUAUUGGGCUGAUGGGAAUGGCUGUGUCUUCUGUUCUCAUGACCAUAGCUAUGGCGCUACUAGAUCAAGUGAAAUGGAUGUCAUAUGUCAGCAUCGUCGCCAUCUUCAGUUUUGUGGCAUUUUUCGAGAUCGGACCAGGCCCAAUCCCAUGGUUCAUUGUGGCAGAACUCUUCAGUCAAGGUCCCCGGCCUUCUGCCAUCGCUGUUGCUGGUUUCUCCAACUGGUUUGCCAACUUCUUGGUGGGAAUGAGCUUCCAGUAUGUUGAGGAACUGACAGGGCCGUAUGUUUUCAUCAUCUUCACUGUCCUCCUGCUGAUAUUCUUUGUCUUCACCUACUUCAAAGUUCCUGAGACCAAAGGGCGGACAUUUGAAGAGAUCUCUGCGGGCUUCCGCUCAGGGUCAGAGAAAUAUACCCGAGAUGAUCUGAACACAUUGGGGGCAGAUUCCCAGCUCUGAGCUCAGUGCCACGUUUAUACAGUAAUGCUGUGGACUAACCAAGUGAGUGUCCUCGGCUAUAGCACAGUGGGAAUGUUCACAAUGGCAAACUAUCAUAUUACUCCUACUAGGA